Messenger RNA from Rhododendron vialii, 749 nucleotides. RefSeq names its product developmental protein SEPALLATA 1-like. The transcript is spliced from 3 exons. Gene Ontology annotation, molecular function: protein dimerization activity; DNA-binding transcription factor activity, RNA polymerase II-specific; RNA polymerase II cis-regulatory region sequence-specific DNA binding. The record is from RefSeq and is a predicted model, not a curated record. Gene Ontology annotation, biological process: regulation of transcription by RNA polymerase II. NCBI's taxonomy places the organism in Eukaryota, Viridiplantae, Streptophyta, Magnoliopsida, Ericales, Ericaceae. Bases 1 to 519 code for a protein of 172 amino acids.
AUGUCAGGAUUCCCGAAGCGAAUCGAAGACAAGAACAGACCGUCAGGUCUCCUUCUCCAAACAACGCAGCGGUCUCAUGAAGAAAGCCAGCGAACUCUCUAUCCUCUGCGACGGCGAUAUCGGCCUCUUCAUCUUCUCCGGCCGCGGCCGCCUGGCGGCACUUGUGCUGUUCCUGACGAGACCUGGGUUCGAGCCACGCGAAUCGAAGACAAGAACAGACGUCAGUUCUCCUCCUCCAAACGACGCAGCGGUGUCAUGAAGAAAGCCAGCGAACUCUCUGUCCUCUGCGACGUCAAUAUCGGCCUCUUCAUCUUCUCCGGCUGCAGCCGCCUCCACGAGUUCUGCAGCGGCGACAGGUUUGAUACAAUUUUUGCAACCUCUGUCAGAAGAUUUGGAGAUGGGGGAAUAUUCAUUGGAAACUUGAGGAAACCUGUCAAGAAGUCAUACCCAAAUUGGAGGAAAAACUAUCAGAAGCAGCGGGUAGGGAGGUUGUGUUAUGGCUUACGAAGAGAAAGAUAAUGCCAUUAUAAAGCAGGUACUUGGUAACUUGAAGAUCAGAAAUGUCGAAUGUUAAUUGCAAUGUCGUUGUGCCUUUACUUUUGAUUAGUAUUCUUUUAAAGAAGUGAUCAAGUUUUUUUGGGGAAUGGCAAGUGAUCAAGCUCUUGGUGUCACAUUUCCUGCAGUCUACUGCACAGUUCUUCUUAAUUGUAGAAUAUAUCCCACGAUUUCUCACCCCACCAUUCAUUGUU